Messenger RNA from Dracunculus medinensis (Guinea worm), 399 nucleotides. Lineage: Eukaryota; Metazoa; Nematoda; Chromadorea; Rhabditida; Dracunculidae. The record is from the annotation of a GenBank genome assembly.
AUGCUUGUUGCAUCAUAUCUUGUAAUUAGUUUCUCGUUUUGGCAACUGGCAUAUACGACUGUAGAUCAGAAAGGAGUUUGUAAUUCGGGUGAAGCUGGUCAGCUUUGUGAUAAUGAAGCUAGCAGUGAAGAAUGCACGAAAGUUAUAGCUGAAGAUCCAGACGUUGACAAAAAUUUGGUUUCAAAUGAUUGUUUUAAAUAUCCCACACUGACCAAAAUGUGCCGAAAAAAAUGCCUAAGCUGUUGCGAGUUACCUGAAUACAGCUGUAGUGAUGAUCCUGCAACUUGCAAGGAUACAUUCAGUGACUGUGAAUUAUAUCGAAAUCUCUGUACUGACGAAAAAUACAUGGAACUAAUGAAGAAACAAUGUGCACGAACAUGUAAUUUUUGUGAGAAAUGA